Molecule: messenger RNA, 465 nt
Organism: Lodderomyces parapsilosis
Lineage: Eukaryota; Fungi; Ascomycota; Pichiomycetes; Serinales; Debaryomycetaceae
Product: mitochondrial 54S ribosomal protein mL61
Exons: 1
Coding region: 1-465 (154 amino acids)
Cellular component (GO): mitochondrion
Molecular function (GO): structural constituent of ribosome
Source: RefSeq, a predicted model, not a curated record
AUGUCCAUGCAAAUGUUAAUAACUCCAAAAAACAAGUACAAUCCUAAUCUUCUCAAACAAAUAAAGAGGAUAAACAACUUGCGAGGAACGCCAGAAAACAGCUACAAAUUUGAUGCAUCAAAAUACAAAGAGCUCGAGUUGUUUGUAUAUCAACAACGUCCCUUUGUUUAUAAACCAGCACAUGGAAUCAGAUACUUUUGGAAAGAGUCUUUACCCACUUUGAGAUAUCACAAUCCCGACGUUCAAUUUACUGUUACCAAUGUAACUGUUGAAAACGAAGAAGAUUUGCCUAAACUACCAUUGAAACUACAUAUUCACGGUCAAACCGAUGCAGAUAGCUCGACUAUUGAUUGUGCUAGUAAGCCUCCACAUCAAAUAUUUACAGAACUAAUCAAGCUCACAAAUGCGAGACAAUUAACAGAGGAAGAGAUCCCAAAGCUUCCACUUAGACCAGCUAAAAAGUAA